Messenger RNA from Papaver somniferum (opium poppy), 1342 nucleotides. RefSeq lists its product as uncharacterized. The coding region runs from base 242 to 1000 and encodes 252 amino acids. The record is from RefSeq and is a predicted model, not a curated record. The transcript has 2 exons. NCBI's taxonomy places the organism in Eukaryota, Viridiplantae, Streptophyta, Magnoliopsida, Ranunculales, Papaveraceae.
AGUUGGAAUCAUAUCGUCGGGAGAAUACCUCGUCAUCAUGAAGUAACAACAAACCAAGAACAACAAACCACUAAUAAACCAUGCUUUUGAUCGUUUACAUCAAAAGAUCAGAGAAAAUUCGGUUUGGAAGGUGGGCAAUGGAAAUAAAAUCAAAAUAAUAGAUGAUGUUUGGUGUCCUCAAGGUUUAUCUCUUAAGAAUGGUCAAGACCAGCUGUUGCAAGGGGAACUGGUAAACGGUCUCAUGGACUGUAAUAAUCAUCCUUGGAUCUGGAACACCAACAAACUAAGAUUGUUAUUUGAGGAAAGAACGGUUGCAGACAUACAAGACAUCCCAAUCAACAGCGAAAGAGAUGAUCAGCUUGUCUGGCAUCUAGAAAAGAAUGAGAAAUUUUCAACAAAAUCUCUAUACAACAAACUCAUAAGAACAAACCAACUAACUGAUAGAGAUCAAGCAAGGUUUUGGAAGAAGUUAUGGGGUCUGAACAUCCAGCCAAGACUCAAAACUUUCCUUUGGAAGUGUGUGCAUACGAUUCUCCCUUUGAAUGGUAGAAUUGCACAGAUCCUCCCUGAUGUGAAUAAAAUUUUCCCCAACUGUGGGAAGCAGGAAGAAACACUCACCCAUAUCUUUAUGCAUUGUGAAUUUACAAUAUCUGUCUUGCUUUACAUAGGUCUGGACACUUUGAUGGUUAGGAAUAAUCAUCUAGAGUUUCAUACUUGGUUAGUAGAUUGGUUCCAUAGAAAAGACAUGUAUGAAUAUCAGGUGCAUGAUUGGCCAGAGAUAAUGACAACUUUCUUAUGGGGUAUAUGGAAAUCUAGAUGUGAUUGGGUUUUCAAAAACAAGAAGCUCUCUGUCACUAGGACUAGGCAGGAAAUUAUCUCAAUGAUAAGUUCCAAAAGAAACAUGUUAAACAACAAAGAAGGAAAAGAUAAGAUUGAUAUAGUUAAGUCAAGUAAUAAUGUAACAGAGGUCUCCUUGGAGCGAGGAGUUUCCAAGCAAUAGCUUCUGCGGGCAAGAGCAUAGAACAUCAGGCGGCUUCUUUCACGAUCCAAUGGUCUCAACAAAUGAACUUUCCACCAGUGCAAUUUGCUCAACAAAUGAACUUUCCACCAGUGCAAUUUGAAAGCGACAAAGUGAAAGUGUUGGAAGCAGUUCGAGAACAAGUUCUGGAGAUGAAAGACGAGAGGAACAGAUUGCAUAUAAGCAAUUCUCUCCAUUUUUAAACUUUGCAUGUUAGGCGUAAUCUUAAGUCUUAUUCCUAAUUCUUCUAAUUUUAUGGCUUGUAAGCUUGCAGAGUACUGUAUGAGUGCAGCUUAUUUUAGAGAGUGGGAUUACAACUCUAUC